Molecule: messenger RNA, 2985 nt
Organism: Leptonychotes weddellii (Weddell seal)
Lineage: Eukaryota; Metazoa; Chordata; Mammalia; Carnivora; Phocidae
Source: RefSeq, a predicted model, not a curated record
GCGGGAAGCAGCAGGAACGGCAGCAGCUCGUCCGUCGACCCGGAAGCUCUUCCGCCGCCAACCGCGACGCUGCAAGGGGUGUAAACCCGGAAGUGAUUUUCUCGCCCCGGUAGCGGCGGGAUGGAAAGCAAAGGACUUUGAAGACCUGGAAACCCCUAAUUUCGGGAGAGGGUAAUAUCGUGCUGAGGUGCGAGGAGAGGGAAGGACAAUAAAGAACUAGUCGGCAAGAGUUUCUCCGAGUCCAGAGACUCGGGCUCUUGAGGCGCCUUUUGGAAAGCGCGGCCGAACACGCCAGGCGGCUUCUGGUGGCCACCAAGGGUUUUCCUGUCACAGGAAGUUAGGCCCGGCUGCUGGGAAACAGAAGGGAAGGAGGAAUGAGAAAGCGGUGACGGCACCCCGCCCCGCAGGUGACUGUCCCACCCAGUGAGUUGAAUGUAGCGGCCCGGGAGGUGCUCGGCCGCCCUCACGGGUGAGACGAGGAGGAGCGAGAACCAGACUACAGCGAGAGAAAACAGAGGUGGGAGGCUGAACUAUCUCCACAUCUAGUUUCUCCAGGGAUUUCUGUGUUUGUUUUGUAAAACAAUGGGAAAUCCAGAAAACAUAGAAGAUGCGUAUGUUGCUGUUAUUCGUCCAAAGAAUACUGCCAGUCUCAAUUCUCGGGAAUACAGAGCUAAGUCAUAUGAAAUUUUGUUGCAUGAAGUUCCCAUUGAAGGACAGAAAAAAAAGAGAAAGAAAGUUUUGUUGGAAACUAAACUUCAAGGCAACAGUGAAAUAACACAAGGCAUAUUGGAUUAUGUAGUAGAAACCACCAAACCAAUUUCUCCUGCAAACCAGGGUAUUAGAGGAAAGCGAGUGGUACUAAUGAAGAAAUUUCCUCUGGAUGGGGAGAAGAUGGGCAGAGAAGCAGCAUUAUUUAUUGUUCCAUCAGUUGUCAAAGAUAAUACUAAAUAUACGUAUACUCCAGGAUGCCCAAUUUUUUACUGCUUACAAGAUAUUAUGCGAGUCUGUAGUGAAUCCAGCACUCAUUUUGCUACACUUACAGCAAGGAUGUUAAUAGCCUUGGAUAAGUGGUUAGAUGAACGUCAUGCACAAUCUCACUUUAUUCCAGCUUUAUUCCGACCUUCUCCUCUUGAGCGGAUAAAAACUAAUGUCAUAAACCCUGCAUAUGCAACUGAAUCAGGUCAGACAGAAAACUCACUACAUAUGGGCUACAGUGCACUAGAAAUAAAGAGUAAAAUGUUAGCCCUAGAGAAGGCAGAUACUUGUAUUUACAACCCUUUGUUUGGAUCAGAUCUUCAAUAUACAAACCGGGUAGAUAAAGUGGUAAUAAAUCCAUACUUUGGUCUAGGAGCUCCAGACUACUCAAAAAUCCAAAUUCCCAAACAGGAAAAAUGGCAGAGAAGUAUGAGCAGUGUCACAGAAGACAAGGAACGACAGUGGGUAGAUGACUUUCCUCUCCAUCGAAGUGCCUGUGAAGGAGAUUCAGAAUUACUAAACCGUCUUCUCAAUGAAAGAUUUUCUGUCAACCAAUUAGAUAGUGACCACUGGGCGCCCAUUCAUUAUGCAUGCUGGCACAUAACAGAUCAACAAGGAAGAUCCCCUUUAAAUAUUUGUGAAGAAAACAAACAAAAUAACUGGGAAGAAGCUGCAAAGCUAUUGAAGGAAGCCAUUAACAAACCAUAUGAAAAGGUUCGAAUAUACAGAAUGGAUGGAUCAUACCGUUCUGUUGAACUGAAGCAUGGAAAUAAUACCACAGUGCAGCAGAUAAUGGAAGGAAUGCGUCUCUCUCAAGAAACACAGCAAUACUUCACUAUUUGGAUCUGUUCAGAAAACCUCAGCCUUCAACUCAAGCCUUAUCAUAAACCCUUGCAACAUGUUCGUGACUGGCCAGAAAUACUUGCUGAAUUGACUAAUUUGGAUCCCCAAAGGGAAACACCACAGCUUUUCCUAAGAAGAGAUGUGAGACUUCCUUUGGAAGUUGAAAAAAAGAUUGAAGACCCACUAGCUAUUCUUAUUCUCUUUGAUGAAGCCAGAUAUAAUUUAUUGAAGGGCUUUUAUACAGCUCCUGAUGCUAAACUGAUAACAUUGGCAAGUCUACUGUUGCAAAUAGUUUAUGGAAAUUAUGAGAGUAAGAAACACAAGCAAGGUUUCCUAAAUGAAGAAAACCUAAAAUCCAUUGUACCUGUUACCAAACUAAAAAGUAAGGCACCUCACUGGACAAACCGAAUACUUCAUGAAUACAAGAAUCUUAGUACAAGUGAGGGUGUCAGUAAAGAAAUGCAUCACCUUCAGCGCAUGUUCUUACAGAAUUGUUGGGAAAUUCCUACAUAUGGAGCAGCUUUUUUCACAGGACAGAUAUUUACAAAGGCAAGCCCCAGCAAUCAUAAAGUCAUCCCUGUGUAUGUAGGAGUGAAUAUAAAAGGACUUCAUCUCCUCAACAUGGAAACUAAGGCUUUACUCAUCAGUCUUAAGUAUGGUUGUUUUAUGUGGCAAUUGGGGGAUGCUGAUACAUGUUUUCAGAUCCAUAGUAUGGAAAAUAAAAUGAGCUUUAUAGUACACACAAAACAGGCUGGCCUUGUGGUAAAACUAUUAAUGAAGCUAAAUGGACAGUUAAUGCCGACCGAAAGAAAUUCAUGAGAGGAAAGCAGCUGAUACUUAAGCCAACAAAUUUUGUAAUGCAGAUUUUUUUCCAUGAAAGAUUUCUUAAACUAUUACUUUUAACAAGGCAUUUAGUCUCUUGUAAUAUAUAUGUAUACUAUUACAUUGUACAGAAUCUGUACUUCUGUUUGGUGUGUAAUAUACCAGUUAGUUUUAUAUAAUAUCCUCAUAAGCUAUUCUAAUUUUUGAGAGAAACAUGCAAAAAAGUGUAGAUUGAUCACUUGUAUAUUAAUGGACAAAACAGUAUGCUUUAUAAAAGUUAUUUUUCGUAAAUGGUAAAGAAUUUGGAGUGCAAUGUAAUGAAAUUAAAAUAUAGCUUUGGUAUAA